Staurois parvus is the source of this 264-nucleotide messenger RNA. Lineage: Eukaryota; Metazoa; Chordata; Amphibia; Anura; Ranidae. The record is from the annotation of a GenBank genome assembly.
GACCAGGGGCGGACUGACCAUUUCGAAACUCUGGCACUGCCCGAGGGCCCGGGGUCAGUAGGGGGCCCCAUGAGAUGCCCCUGGUACCUUUUUCAUAGGCUUUUUUCAGUUUGGGAAAGGACACAGGGGCCCCAUGAUCCCCUAUUGCCCGGGGGCCCCAUGAGUUGUCAGUCCGCCCCUGUGUUCCGCCCCUGGGAGGAACUCAUGUUCUUCUCAGGCAUCAGUGGGUGUUAUCAGGUGAGCAGCUGUCUGAUUGAACGCUGC